UCCACAGAUAAACCAUCGGUGGUUUAGAGUACCGACUGUGAGUAGUGUAUAUCAAGCCAAGGUCAGACAGAUGGCGGACAGUGCUGAUAGAUUUAUUUCGGUUGAUUACGAAAUAUUUGGAAACGUACAAGGUGUAUUUUUCCGACAGCAUACCUUUGAUUUAGCUCGUAAAGUUGGAGCAGUCGGUUGGGUGAUGAAUACUGCCAAGGGAACAGUUAAAGGCACAGUACAAGGCACACGGUCACAGGUGGAAGAAAUGAAAAAUUUCCUUGCACAUAAAGGCAGCCCUAUGUCUAAUAUAACAAGGUACGAAUUCAAAAACACAAGAGAACUGGUCACGUUGGAGUACAAGCGGUUUUCGAUCACAGCGGGUGACUGGUGACCAUUCAAGGUCAUUGACUUUUAUGUAUUUGUGAUGUGUGCUCCAAGUCUCCAGUUGUGGAUCCUGAAUUCAAUUUCUUAAGAACAAUGUUGAGAAUGUGUGGGACAUUUCCUUCAGAGAAUCUUGGAUUAUUAUUUUUAAAUCUGGCGUGGGUGGAGAGAGGGUGAGAGAGACUUUCUUAUGAAGUCAUUUCGGUGACAAGUAUUUUAAUUGUGUUUUUAAGCGGUUGUAGAUCUUGCCUCAGUAUAUUCUCAUCUGUCAAAUGGUGGUUCUUCAUGUUUUACCAGAAAUUACCUGGUACUUGCAUAAAACCUAUAACAUUUAUAUCUAAUCUGAUUUACAAAUUAGUAUUUGUAUCUAAUCUGAUUUACAAAUUAGUAACAAAAUACUGUUGUAUCACGUUCCCUAUGUACUUGAUAACUGGUAAUUAACAGUAGAUUGUGUUGGAAAUAUAUUAAAAAAGAGAAAACAUUUUUGUAUCUACUUGGUGAUUUCUAUACCUGAUUACUACAGAUUAUUAACAGCUGAAGAACAGAACAGAUUUGUAUGGCUAAUCAUUUUAGUUAGUUGCAACAAUGACUAAUGGAAGGUAUUUAAAGUCUUUAAUUCCGAAACUUCUUAGAAUAGAGAGAUCUUUUGAUAAAUUUAAAUUUGCAGAUGACCAGUUUGAUCAGUAAACUUGUAAGCAUAUUAUUUCAGUAAGUAUGCCGAAAUCACAGGUAUAGUUCCACUUCAUGGGUUGUUUACUAUUCUGAUAAUCUGAGUAGAUUUAUAUUUUAUAACUUAACAUGUUGACAGUUUAUAAAGGGCCAUAACUCUUGAUAAGAUGUAAUAUGAGCAAAUUCAUAUGGUUCAGUUAAAGGAACUGUGAAAGUACAGCAUUGCUGAGAUUGUAUCAAGGUAACUGUGAUGUCACGUCAGUAACGAUGUCGUAAUUGCCACUGCUCUCAUGACACAUUUUUAUAUAAUAAACUCCUUAGUGAAUACAUAUGUAUACUUAUUGUGAUACGUAAAGCCAAAAGAUAAUUGAUCAAGUUGUUGUGUUAUUAUCCCUGAUGUUUGUUACGAUCACACUUUACCUUCCUGAUGACAGACUGAUGUUUCACCUGCUAUGUUGUUUUGCUCACAGCUAUUUACUUGGUUACGGUUUAUAUUUAUCCGUGUGCAAUGUUUUACACUCACUUCAGAUUUGUUACGUUGUUUUUAUAUUUAUAAUAAAAAUAAUUUAUCAUUA
Molecule: messenger RNA, 1616 nt
Organism: Pecten maximus
Lineage: Eukaryota; Metazoa; Mollusca; Bivalvia; Pectinida; Pectinidae
Product: acylphosphatase-2-like
Exons: 4
Coding region: 71-382 (103 amino acids)
Molecular function (GO): acylphosphatase activity
Source: RefSeq, a predicted model, not a curated record